CGGUGUAGUCCGACGAGGACACUCGCGGCGGCCGCCGCAGUGGAGACCCCGGGAGUGAAGGGCGAACCGCGCGCGCAUGCGCGGAGACGUGUACGGGGGCGACCGCCGCGGAGCCCCUUCCCGGAGCCUGAAGGUCAUUGCUAGGAAGAACUCUGGGUACAACAAUGAACACAUUGUAUGCAAUGAUGGCUCGCAUCUUAAGAUCUCACCUGGUAAAUGCUGCAAUGAUUCCUAAUCGAAUGAAAAUGCUCCCGUAUCUUGGAGUCAUUAGAAAUAGGAUGAUGUCAACUCAUAAAUCAAAAAAGAAGAUGAGAGAAUACUAUAGGCUGCUGAACCUGGAUGAAGGAUGCUCUGCAGACGAUGUCAGGGAGUCUUUCCGUAAGCUUGCCAAGCAGUACCAUCCAGACGUUGGCUCCUCUACUGCUGACUCUGCAACAUUUAUAGAGAUUGAAGAAGCCUAUAGGAAGGUGCUUUCCCACGUGACAGAACAAACAAAUGCCAGACAGAAUAAAGUAGAAGAAGCAGAUGAAGAAGAAGGGAAAUUCAAAUAUAAAACACCCCAACACCGGCAUUAUUUAAGUUUUGAAGGUAUUGGUUUUGGAUCUCCAAGUCAACGAGAGAAGCAAUAUAGGCAAUUUAGAGCAGACCGUGCAACUGAGCAAGUGAUGGAAUAUCAAAAGCAGAAACUAUAUAGCCAGUAUUUCGCUGACAGUUUAACUGUUAAAGAUGUGAGACAAAGUAAAGAACAAAAGAUAACUCAAGCAAUAGAGCGUUUGGUGGAGGAUCUCAUUCAGGAAUCAAUGGCAAAAGGAGACUUUGAUAAUCUCAGUGGGAAAGGAAAACCUCUAAAAAAGUUUUCUGGCUGUUCAUAUAUUGAUCCCAUGACUCACAACCUGAACAGAAUAUUGAUAGAUAAUGGAUACCAACCAGAAUGGAUCCUAAUGCAAAAAGAAAUAAAGGAUACUAUUGAUCAACUCAGAGAGGCAAUUUUAGCAUCCAGAAAAAAACUUGGGAAUCCCAUGACAGCAAGUGAGCAGAAACAGUGGAACCAAGUGUGUGAGCAGUUUCAAGAAAACAUCAGAAAACUAAACAAGCGAAUUAAUGAUUUUAAUUUAAUUGUUCCCCUCCUAACCAGGCAAAAAGUCCAUUUUGAUGCACAGAAAGAAAUUGCCAGAGCCCAGGACAUAUAUGAAACCCUUAUAAAAACAAAAGAAGUCACAGAUAAAAACCCAGAUAACAAUGAUCAAGGAGAAGGGGAGAAAACAACAGGAGUCAAAACAGGUUUUUUCAACUGGAUGAAUAUGUGGAAAUUUACUAAAAUCUGACCAUUUCAACAGUCCUGCCCCCAAAUCAUUGUCAGUUGGACUGACAUCACAAAUAGAGGCUGAUAUUUAACACAGGAGUCUGAGAACUGUGUGCCUCAGUACUUUGCACAAACUAAUCUCAUCUCCAGUGACAUGUAAGGGAGAAGGCUAUCAGAAGCUGUGUCACAGAAAUGUUCAGCCAGCUUUGCUCUGGGAAUGUAGUAAGAAGAGAACUAAGGAAGCACUUUAAUCCAUUUCAGUGUUUAAUUGUCAGUCAUCAGGUGAAAUGAAUUUGGACAGGGACUCAGACUGGGAAUCAUAACGGGUAUUCCAAAUGUCUUAUUGCAGUUUUAAACUCUAAUAACUUAAAAACAGUUGCCAUUUGCCAACUUCAAACACAAGCACUUAACAACAAAAAGCCAAACAUAUAUUAUUAAAAGUCAUAAAAUUAAACAAGUGUGGGGAACAUAGGCAGGGAAAUCUCUAAAUGAUGUGUGUUUUCUGCAAGUUUGCUGCACUUAGACACCUGAGGCUAUUAAAGAUCUAAAUUGUUCCUGUUGUUGGGAUACUACAUGGGUGGAAAUGUUGCGAUCAGGAAAUUGGCCUAUGGAGUUACUGCACUGUUCUUUUUUAGAUAAAGCUCCUCUCUGUGGGUCCUGAAUUUAAAAAACAAAACAGAAAACAAAUACCUGAGUGGUACUUUGUACUUUUCCCUACCUAACUUCAUGAUUCAUUGGUUGCACAAAUUGGUCAGCCAAGCUGGUUGAUUUAGCUAUUCUAGAAAUAGUCUGCCAUGUCCACUUUUUAUUAGAGUUCUAGGUGCAUUUUGAGACCUUUCAGGAGUGGGAAGGGGGGAGGCGGAAACAACCCCUGGGCUCAGUGGAAACUUAAGAUGUCACUUGGGCUUCAACUCUACUCAGAAUGACGUGCUAGGUGUAUGUAACUCCACCCAAGGUCUCUCUGUGUCCUGUACGGACUCCCCAGCGGCUUUUUCAGCCCCGUGAAAAACCUCAAUUUACUGCCUUAGGGAUCUAAUUUCCUUAGGAACCCGUGAAAAAACAAAGACAAGAUGUCUGAAUUUUGUACCAGUUUGCUCCUUUGGCAAAUGACAAGAAUUUGGCAUUCAUGAAAUAUUGGUGCCCCGUCCACUUUUCAGCAAAUCUGACUUUUGUUUAAAAUUAAGCUUAUUGGAGUCACAUUAGUUACAGGAUAAUAAAGGUUUCGAGUGCACAUUUCUAUGCUACAUGGUCUGUAUAUUGCAUUGUGUGCCCACCACCCAAAGUCAAGUCAAAUCUAGGUUUUUCAUUUUGGUUUGUGUGACUGCUCCAGCCACAGGAUUGGGCCGCUGGGAGAGCGUCGAGAGUGGUCAAAGGGAGCAGGUUUCUUCCCUCGUUGAAGCCAGAGCACUGUGUUAUGGGUGCAGUUCAGACGCGUGGCACUUGCCACUCUCAUUUUGGAAGAACAGCUAUUUUGUACAGUACGUGAUAGUUAAAACUGCAUCUUCAAAAGGAAUUUUCAGGCCUUUUUGCUUAAAUCAUGGGGCAUUGAUUGCUAUAAUGUGAUUAUUUUGUUGAGCGAGUUAUUUGGCUUCUAGAAUGAUAGAAUUACUCUAAAGAAAAGCUAAGUUUCAAAACAUCUUAGAAGGCUACGGUUCUGUGAUUCUUGCUAAAUAGGGAAUUCAGUGUAUGACACCUAGUUGCAUUGCAGGAUCAUAUAUAAAGGAAACCAUCUUCAAUGUUGGAUAAAGGGAAAGUAAAAUUAUCAGAAAACUCUAGCAAACCCUUAAUUUUAGCAUAGUGCACUUUAUGUUUGUAAAUGUCCAUAAUAAUAAAGUGAAUUUU
Messenger RNA from Pteronotus mesoamericanus, 3145 nucleotides. RefSeq names its product DnaJ heat shock protein family (Hsp40) member C28 (gene DNAJC28). The transcript is spliced from 2 exons. The record is from RefSeq and is a predicted model, not a curated record. Bases 165 to 1325 code for a protein of 386 amino acids. NCBI's taxonomy places the organism in Eukaryota, Metazoa, Chordata, Mammalia, Chiroptera, Mormoopidae.